AUGGAGCUUGUUCAUUACGAGGACAACAACAGCCAAUACCUUUGUAUUGGAACUGUGGACAAGAAAUCAUCUUCUCCGAAUCCACGAUUAUCUUUGAUUUCCGAAGAUGGCAUGAAUUUACAGGGAAACACAAGUCAAUUUUGGGAUCUGGCUUUAUCUGUUCAAGCCAUUAUCUCAAGUACUUUGGCUGAAGACUAUGGGGUAACUCUUGCGAGAGCUCAUGACUUUUUGAAACAAACUCAGGUUCAGGAAAAUCCAUCUGGAGACUUUGUGAAAAUGUAUCGGCAUGCAAGCAAAGGAUCAUGGACACUUUCAACUGCCGUCCAUAAAUGGCAAGUUUCAGAUUGCACUGCUGAAGGGCUUAAGGCAGCAUUAUUACUCUCACAAAUUUCAUCUACUAUUAAUGUUGGUAAAGAAUUGGAUGAAGCAAACUUAAAUGAUGAUGUUAAUGUCUUUAUUUCACUUCAUAGCUCAAAUGGAGGCUUUCCUGCAUGGGAGCCAGCAAGGCAUCUCGUUGGCUAG
Molecule: messenger RNA, 522 nt
Organism: Oldenlandia corymbosa var. corymbosa
Lineage: Eukaryota; Viridiplantae; Streptophyta; Magnoliopsida; Gentianales; Rubiaceae
Source: the annotation of a GenBank genome assembly